UCAGCCGAGAGCGCGCGCAAGCUGCGGGGCGAGCUUCGGGGACGCGCCUGGGCGCAGGGUACGCGCUUCCGUCCUCCCGGCUCAGCCCUCAAGAUGGCCGGGAUUCCUCUCUACUUCGUGGACCUUCAAGAUGAUCUGGAUGACUUUGGCUUCGAGGAUUAUGGACCAGACUGUGAAAGCAUGAGGAUAAGUGCUUUCCUGGACAUUCCCGGGCAGGACAACCUCACGCCCCUGGCACGCCUGGAAAAAUACGCCUUUAGUGAUAAUAUAUUCAACAGACAGAUAAUCGCACGUGGGCUGCUGGAUGUACUCAGAGACUUCAGCAGUACAGAAGAUGACUUUCUCACAGUCAUGGAGAUCGUUGUUCGCCUGUCGGAAGAUUCGGAGCCUACUGUGCGCACCGAGCUAAUGGAGCAAAUCCCACAAAUCACCCUCUUCCUGCAGGAGAGCCGACCUCAGUUUCCCCGGGCAUUUUCUGAGUAUUUACUGCCCAUCCUUGUCCGCUAUCUCACAGAUUCCAAUAAUCAGGUGAGGAAGGCAAGCCAAGAAGCUCUGCUGAUCCUGCUGGAGCAAGACCUGAUUGACCAGAGCGACCUCGAGUACAGAGUGUGCCCUAUACUACUGGAACUCUCCUCUCCUGACAAUGAUGACGAAUUCAAAGUGGAAGCUGUGAAUAUUAUUUGUAAGAUGAUCUCCAUGCUCGGCAGGCAGACAGCAGAACAGAUGUUACUGCCGCGAUUCUGUGAGCUCUGCAGCGACAGCAAGCUCUUCCAAGUGCGCAAGGUUUGUGCAGCAAACUUUGGUGACGUGUGCAAUGCGGUUGGCCAGGAAUCUACAGAGAAAUAUUUGAUCCCCAAGUUUCUGGAGCUGUGCUCUGACAGUGCAUGGGGGAUGCGCAAAGUGUGCGCUGAGUGCUUCAUGGCUGUAUCGUACACAACAUCCAGUGAGAUGCGACGGACCAAGCUUUCCCCUCUUUUCAUAAACCUCAUUAGUGACCCCUGCCGAUGGGUACGACAGACCGCCUUCCAGUCUUUGGGUCCUUUCAUCUCCACCUUCGCCAACCCAUCCACCGCAGGAUUAUAUGUGAAGGAGGACGGGACACUGAGCAUCCGGCCUCCCGCAGAGGACACUCAGUACAGCUCUAGCUCUGCAAAGUGUGCGGCACCCAGCCAGACCAGCAGCAGCAAAGACCCCCAUGCAUCUCCAAUGGACAGUAUCACAGGAAUCUUCAGUCUAGAAGAUGAUGGGAACCCCGGCAGAAGACUUCUGGGAAGCAAUGUCUCCGGAGAGGGGCGCCCACCUGACGCCUUUAACUCUUUCCUGUUCUGGAGGAGCCCACUGCCUGACAUCACUGAGGAACUGGAGCUGCUUCCUGUGGAAUCUCCAUUGGAACCAGAUCCCAGUGCUGUUCCUAAACCGUGUCUGGCCAGCAGGGACAUAGAAAAAGUGCUGCAGAGUUUACAAGGACACUUGGAUGAUCCGGACGUACAAGCCCAGGUCGAGGUUCUGUCUGCAGCCCUGCGGGCGGCUGAGCUGGAUUCUUCACCUCAAGAAGAGAACAAGCAGCCACUUGAGGAGCCAACACCUUCCACCUGCACUGCAUGCCCAGAUCCAGAAGAAACUACACCUACCACCUGCACUGCAUGCCCAAAUACAGAGGAACCUACAUCUACCACCUGCGAUGCAUGCCCAAAUACAGAGGAACCUACAUCUACCACCUGCGAUGCAUGCCCAAAUACAGAGGAACCUACAUCUACCACCUGCGAUGCAUGCCCAAAUACGGAGGAACCUACUACCUGCACUGCAUGCCCAAAUACGGAGGAACCUACCACCUGCACUGUAUGCCUAGAUACAGAGGAAGAGGACCACUCGGAGCAGACGGUCCCUUCUGAAGACCCAAUUCCAGACAAUGAGGCUCCGGUUCAUAAUGACUCUGUACAGGAAGAGGAAGAGGAGGACAUGAUGAACCAGGAAGAGGAGAAGUGUAAAGUUCAGGAUGUUGUACCACAGCCACUGCUUGACCAGUACCUCUCCAUGACUGACCCCGUCCGGGCCCAGACAGUGGAUACAGAAAUCACUAAGCACUGCGCUUACAGCCUGCCAGGGGUGGCCCUGACGCUGGGGAGACAAAAUUGGCAUUUUCUUAAAGACACUUACGAGACACUGGCAGCUGAUGUGCAGUGGAAGGUGCGACGAACGCUUGCAUUUUCCAUCCAUGAACUGGCAGUCAUUCUCGGAGAUAAGCUCACCGCCGCUGAUCUGGUCCCCAUUUUCAACGGCUUCCUGAAAGACUUGGAUGAAGUGCGCAUUGGUGUCCUGAAGCAUUUGUAUGACUUUCUUAAGCUCCUUCACGCAGACAUGAGGCGAGAUUACCUCUAUCAACUACAGGAGUUCCUGACCACUGACAACGUCCGCAACUGGAGGUUCCGAUACGAAUUAGCAGAGCAGAUGAUCCUCAUCCUAGAACUAUAUAGUCCCAAAGACAUCUAUGACUAUUUGCGAGUUAUAGCACUGACGCUGUGCUCCGACAAAGUGUCUGAGGUCAGGUGGAUCUCUUUUAAACUGAUUGUGGAAAUAUUGCGAAAGUUUUAUUCUAAUGGGGAGACGGAGUUGGGAAUUAACUUCAUCAACGAGCUGAUUGUGCAGUUCCGACACUCCAACAAAUGGGUGGGAAGGCAGGCCUUCGCUUUCAUCUGUCAGGCAGUGGUGCAGGAAGAGUGUAUGCCACCCGAGCAGUUUGUUGCACACUUACUCCCCAGUCUUCUGAGCCUGGCCUCGGACCCUGUGCCCAAUGUACGAGUAUUACUGGCUAAGGCACUUAAACAGACUCUUCUGGAAAAAGCGUAUUUCACCAGCCUGGGGAACCCACACCUAGAGACCGUGGAGAAGACCGUACAAGCCAUGCAGCUGGAUAGAGACCAAGACGUCAGGUUCUUCUCCGCCACUGAGCCAAAACGACCCCUGACCAGCAGCACCUCCCUGGAGCAGUCCGUCGACUGAUUCCUGUCUGUACAGGCUUUUUUUUUCCUCAGAUGUCUCCCGCACAAUAUUUUCUGUAAAUAUAAAUGAAUCCCUCUCACAGAGCAAAUAACCCCAUCUUUCCCAUGGCAUGAGGUGCGUUUAUAUAGCUUAUUUUUUAAAGAUAAAGCAAAACUCCUCCAAAAAACAGAUGCAAGUAGGGUGGAAUGGGGCAGAUUUCAUUCUCUUUCCAGGUUUCAGGACACUGUAGGUCCUUUUGUGUGAAUGGGAUCUGUAAGAGGCCUUGUUGGACUUUAAAGUAGAACUGUGCAGGGCAAAAGCAACAGGUUCUCUUUAA
Molecule: messenger RNA, 3316 nt
Organism: Rana temporaria (common frog)
Lineage: Eukaryota; Metazoa; Chordata; Amphibia; Anura; Ranidae
Product: serine/threonine-protein phosphatase 4 regulatory subunit 1-like
Exons: 20
Coding region: 94-3000 (968 amino acids)
Biological process (GO): protein dephosphorylation
Molecular function (GO): protein phosphatase regulator activity
Source: RefSeq, a predicted model, not a curated record